GGUUGAUCUGCGACCCUCAGCAAUUAUUUUGACUAAUUCCACUCGAUAUAAUACGAUCACCACCGGAAUCCAAGGUUUAAUAAUAUCUAUACCACGAUGUCUUCGUCGAUCCAGAUGGAUUUCACUCUUCGCACGUCCACGAACGUGAAGACCGUUCAUUUGCUUGGCUCUUGGGACAACUACCAAGGCCAGCUUCCGCUUUCGAAAGAUUCCAGGAAGAAAGGUGGCUGGAAGGGAGCAUUCAGGUUCCAGGGAGCGACUCUUGCGCCUGGCCAUCGAUACUGGUACUACUAUAUCGUCGAUGGCUACCAUGUCUCCCAUGAUCCUGCCAAGGACUCCACCAUCGAGCCUACAACUGGCCGUCAACUCAAUAUCCUCGAUGUCCCCGCAUCGACAUACGCCAAGCCAUCCUCCAGCUCCCGCCAUUCCAAGCGCCAUUCCCGGCCUAUGUCCAUCGACAUCCCCAAAGGCCGGGCCGUCUCGCCCAGCAAGAUCCGCUCGCCGCACCCCGUCAAACCCAACCAGACCCGCCACAUCGUCCAAGCCGACUACAACACGCUUGAGCACCUGUCGCAGCAAUUCAGCCACGCGACGCUGGAUUCCUCCGAUGACGAAAGCUCCGACGAGGACAGCGAUGUGCCGUCUCUGACCAGCAGCCGCAGCAGCGCCUCCAGCAGCCCUAGCUCGCUGAGUAGCACCAGCAGCUGCUGUACGUGCGAGCGAUACGGUAUCACGCGCGGCGGCGACCGGGUCAAGUUGGACUGCGGUGGAACCCGGUGCGGGAGCGAAGGUGGGAGUAGCUGCUCGAGUGACAGCGAGGACGAGUAUCGGCGGGGAACGACUCGGCGCAACGGGAUGGUCGUGUACGACUAAACGAGCGCAUCCCAGUUGCAGUGUUCUGUCUCCCUAUUUCCUUCCUGGAGUCUUCGCCCGCGCGGCGUCUACCACAUCGCCUCGCGCCGCAGUGGCGCAGGCUGACGCUCAUUAUUCGUGUUGUGGACCAACCCUCACUCCUUGCGAAGAGCACAAAUAUGUUUGAUUCCAUAUGUUUCGACGAUAGUUUCCUG
Messenger RNA from Eremomyces bilateralis CBS 781.70, 1067 nucleotides. RefSeq lists its product as uncharacterized. Lineage: Eukaryota; Fungi; Ascomycota; Dothideomycetes; Eremomycetales; Eremomycetaceae. Bases 97 to 873 code for a protein of 258 amino acids. The record is from RefSeq and is a predicted model, not a curated record. The transcript has 2 exons.